Eruca vesicaria subsp. sativa (arugula) is the source of this 621-nucleotide messenger RNA. The record is from the annotation of a GenBank genome assembly. Lineage: Eukaryota; Viridiplantae; Streptophyta; Magnoliopsida; Brassicales; Brassicaceae.
AUGAGUGUUGGACCCACGAAAGAGAUUUCGGAGAUUGAGCAAGAGCAGCUUAUUGAGAAGCUUGAGAUCUUCAAGAUCCAUGGCAGAGACAAACGCGGCCGUAAGAUCCUUCGUAUUAUCGGCAAAUUCUUUCCAGCUCGGUUUCUAUCACUGGAUGUGUUGAACAAGUAUCUAGAAGAGAAGAUCUUUCCUCGAUUAGGGAGAAAACCGUUCGCCGUCCUCUACGUUCACACCGGCGUGCAGAGAAGCGAGAAUUUCCCGGGAAUCUCAGCUUUACGAGCGAUCUACGACGCGAUUCCUGUAAACGUCAGAGACAAUCUCCAGGAGGUUUACUUCCUCCACCCAGGCCUCCAGUCCCGUCUCUUCCUCGCCACUUGCGGCAGAUUUCUCUUCUCCGGCGGGUUGUACGGGAAGCUAAGGUACAUAAGCAGAGUUGACUACUUGUGGGAACACGUGAGGAGGAACGAGAUAGAGAUUCCGGAGUUUGUGUACGAUCACGACGACGAUCUAGAGUACCGUCCGAUGAUGGAUUACGGUCAAGAGAGCGAUCACGCUAGGGUUUACGCCGGAGCCGCCGUUGAUUCAUCAGUUUCCAGUUUCUCCAUGAGGUGUAUCUCUUAG